This is a messenger RNA of Dalotia coriaria, 2413 nucleotides long. RefSeq names its product Zinc transporter Zip99C (gene Zip99C). Gene Ontology annotation, biological process: zinc ion transmembrane transport; intracellular zinc ion homeostasis. Gene Ontology annotation, molecular function: zinc ion transmembrane transporter activity. The coding region runs from base 583 to 1599 and encodes 338 amino acids. Gene Ontology annotation, cellular component: membrane. The transcript has 5 exons. Lineage: Eukaryota; Metazoa; Arthropoda; Insecta; Coleoptera; Staphylinidae. The record is from RefSeq and is a predicted model, not a curated record.
CAACGUCGCAGCGCGCUCGCAGCAUAGUCUGUUCCACGCUCAUCACCCGUCGAUCAAAGUACCAUCCGUGCAUACCAGCGUUAACUAAACGCUCUCUUUGUUUCUGUGCGCGUUUCCACUGAUGAUGCCAUCCGCAUCCGCCGUGGCCACCACCGACAACUCCACCAUCACCUAGGGCCUGCCAUAGGGCAAUGCCACAGCCAAUCCACACCAAACAAAGCAGCGUGUGACCGAGCGGAAAACCUUCUUAACACAGCGCGCGACAGGGCGCACGAGGAGCGACAUCGGCGUCUGGCUCAACCUCAGCGUAGGUUAGUCAGUGCACCGUGGGUCUACAACGAGGUAUAAACCACACAAAAUUAAAGACAUUUGUUAAAUACAUUGUUUCCGUACAUUCGCCUGCGCCUGCCACACAACGUGAAGCGUUGAAUUGUCGUCGAGUCGCCGAUAACGAUCGUAUUGUUGUCGUCGAGUGCCUCCGCGGAGAGAGAUAAUUCACGCCGGCGGUGGCUGAUAAAAAAAUAUAAAGAGGAACUCAACUGCGCUUGAUUUGUAUAAAUAAUAUAAUUGCGGCGCGCCGCGAUGUCAGUGCCCGCGAAUAUUUACUACGACGCGAACGCGCCGACGACGAAGACGCUGCUCCAGCUGGCCCAGGGCGAUAACGCGACGGCGGCGUACAAGGAGAUCAUGCUCGACAUGCUGCCCGAGGGGUUGGCGUUGGAUGCCAGCUGUUUGCCCUGGCUGGGCGCGUUGCUUGGAUCGCUGAUGGUUGGUUUCAGCGGUGUGUUGCCGCUUAUGGUUAUUCCGAUGGAUCAGACGGACAACCUCAAACAUGGCGAUAGUGCUAAUAAGUUGAAGGUCCUGCUGAGCUUCGCCGUCGGUGGCAUGCUCGGCGAUGUCUUCCUGCACUCGCUGCCUGAGAUCUGGGCGAAUGAUGUUGCACGCAAUGGAGGCACGCAACCGUCGUUGGGCAGCGGUUUACUCAUCCUGACCGGUCUGAUCGUGUUCGUCAUCACCGAAAAAGUCUUCUCGGUUAUCACGCAACUCUCCGAGACUGCGUUCGAUGAUCCUCCACCUACGGAGAAACUAAACAACAACACGAAAGGUUCAGAAGAGAAAAACGCUGUAGAUGAUAAUAAGAAACAUAUUACUGGUUAUCUUAAUCUGAUUGCCAAUAUGAUUGACAACUUCACGCAUGGAUUAUCACUGGGCGGUGCGUUUUUAGUCUCCUUCCGUUUGGGUUGCCUAACUACAUUCGCCAUUCUUGUACAUGAGAUUCCACACGAGGUUGGCGACUUUGCCAUUUUGUUAAAAUCGGGUUUCAGUCGUUGGGACGCAGCGAAGUUUCAACUUUUCACCGCUGGUGGCGGACUUGUCGGUUCUCUAGCAGCGAUUGCUUUCAGCGGUGCUUCAAAUUCCAUCGAAGCAAGAACUUCUUGGAUAUUACCAUUUACAGCCGGUACGUUCCUUCACAUUGGUCUGGUGACAGUUCUACCGGAUUUACUCAAAGAAGAAGACCCCAAAGAGUCUUUCAAGCAGUUGGUAGCACUGUUGUUGGGUAUCACAAUGAUGGCAUGCAUGUCAACCAUCUUGGAAUAGAACAUAACCACAUGACAUGUUCUUAUAUACAUAUUUUUAGUUUUUCUUACGUUUAAACAACACAAAUCAAACAAAUUCACUCAUAUCUGAUUGAUUCUAUCGCCGUGAUCGCGGAAAUGCGAACAGUUGAGAUAACGACAAUGUAACGCGAUGGCUAUUGUCAACUACUUAUCAUUAUCGAUAAUCCGUUACAACCAGUGAGACAUUAUAUCAUUGGGGACGAGUGGUAAGAUUAUUAUAAAUAGCGCGUUACGAGACUAUUUUUCUACGAUCAUUUCUAUAUUGCUUGAUAUUGAGGAGGGAAAACAGCGGAAAUUUACAUGAAAUAGUGAGAUUCAAUUUAUGCCAUUGUUAGAAUAAGGUUAGGAUUCAUAAAACAUGAAAUAUUUGAAAGAACAAAAUGGCGUCCUGGGUUUACUAAACGUUUACUGACGUGAUUGGCAUUGUAAUGUGAUAUGUAUACUAUAAUUGACAGUUAUAUUCUUAUCGUUUAGGCUUUAGUUUAUCUGCGUUUGAGAAUAAGUUGUUAGUCUUUAUAUUACUUUAUCUACGCAACAUAUUUGUGCCAGUAACGGUUACUUUGUAAUUACAAUUCGAGAAAUUGAUAUUAUCAUACACAACAACACAUUUACUUCUUAGUUUUCUAUAUGAAUUGAUAAAGUUGAUGAAAAAGGUUAAAAAAAGACAAAUUGUUGAAGUAACGAGUAACUUUAUUAGAGAUAACUUUAUUACUGCAUAAAUUUAUGUUUAUUAUACAAAAUGUUAAGAGUACUUAAUGAUAAUAAAGUGCUUUUGUAUAGUUUCACAAAUAAAA